UUAUUAUUUCCACCACUGAUAAAAAUGUGUCUGAAAGCAGAGGUGACGCAUGCGCACGUACAGUACGUGUAGAGCAGUCACGCAUGCGCGAUGCGAACUAGUGCAUUUCCUGUCAAGAUGGCGCUGAGCAGAGGAGCAGGGCUGUGGAGGACAUGCAGCAUGUUGUUACCCAGACACCCACUCCUGUUCCCCGCUGCUGCCCGAACACAGAGCUCCGUGAGCCGGGACCUGGUGCCUCCGACCUCCCUGUCUAGGCCGCCGUGGCCGGAGCAGACGCUCCUGGUCCCGGAGGAAGAGGAGCGGAGCCGACACGCAGCCGUGGUGAGCACCGUGAACCAGCGGAUCAGCCAGCAGGACUUCGGCCGGCUGUUCGCCGUCGUGCACUUCGCCGGCCGCCAGUGGAAGGUCACCGACGAAGACCUGAUCCUGAUCGAGAACCACAUCGAUGCGGAGUGCGGGGAGCGGAUCCGGAUGGAGAAGGUGCUGCUGGUCGGCGCGGAGGACUUCACCCUGAUCGGCAGGCCCGUGCUGGGGAAGGAGCUGGUCCGGGUCGAGGCCACCGUGAUCGAAAAGACCGAGUCCUGGCCCAAAGUCCACAUGAGGUUCUGGAAGAGGCACCGGUUCCAGCGCAAGAGGAUCAUCAUCCAGCCGCAGACGGUGCUGAGGAUCAACAGCAUCCAGCUGGCCCCCAGACUGCCAUGAUGAAGAUGAUGAAGAGGAAGACUGAAGGUUUAUUUCUUCCCAAAUGAUGAUAAAUAUGUAAAUGCAGGUUCAAAACCGAGGUGACUCUCUGGACUGUGCUUCUGCGCAACUGAGCCCAGUUGUCGACUUCCUGUAAAUAAAGCUUCAUCUUUUGCA
Molecule: messenger RNA, 858 nt
Organism: Siniperca chuatsi (mandarin fish)
Lineage: Eukaryota; Metazoa; Chordata; Actinopteri; Centrarchiformes; Sinipercidae
Gene: mrpl21
Product: mitochondrial ribosomal protein L21
Exons: 1
Coding region: 91-702 (203 amino acids)
Biological process (GO): translation
Cellular component (GO): mitochondrial large ribosomal subunit; ribosome
Molecular function (GO): structural constituent of ribosome; RNA binding
Source: RefSeq, a predicted model, not a curated record